Messenger RNA from Striga asiatica, 306 nucleotides. NCBI's taxonomy places the organism in Eukaryota, Viridiplantae, Streptophyta, Magnoliopsida, Lamiales, Orobanchaceae. The record is from the annotation of a GenBank genome assembly.
AUGGCUACACAACAGAAAAUACCAAGGACAAAAAAUAAAAAUAAACAACAUAUUGAGCACGCGAUUAACAUUAAUGACGAAUCAGUUAUCGUCGAGCUCGUCGUCACUGGUUGCCUCCGUGUGCUUGCAGUUGUAGAGGAAACUGAUGAUCUUCAUUUAACUAGAACCCUUACGGUUGGAAAGCCGGUGGUUGUCAACACAAGGCUUCUGAAAAACAUGGUCUUAAAAGAUUUCUUUGAAAUAGUUGCUGCUGCUGAGGUAUUCCGCGUUAACUUGGCCGAAACUUGUGGUGAAAAGUUGAAUUGA